AUGGAAGCUCUGGGUGCUGGAGGCGAGGCCUUGUUUCCUUCCAAGAUCCCCUUUUGGCGUCUGAUUUUUGACCAGAAGGUCAUCACCCUGGAUGUCGCUCAACAUCCAUACCCGGGCUCCGGCACAGAGGAAGAUCCCUAUGCGGUGACAUGGAUUCCAAACGAUCCUCGCAACCCCAUGAACUUUCGCAACGUCACGAAAUGGGCCAUCACGAUUUUGGUCUCAUUCGUCACGCUAGCUGUUGCGCUGGUAUCCUCGGCAUACUCAGGUGGAAUGAGCCAGAUCAUAGCCCAAUUCGGUGUCGAGGAAGAGAUCGUCAUCCUGGGAGUCUCCCUUUUCGUGCUUGGUUUCGCUAUUGGACCCCUGAUCUGGGCGCCGCUCAGUGAAAUAUUUGGCCGUCGUCAUAUCUUCACUUUCAGCUAUAUGUUUUUGACGGCAUUUAAUGCAGGUGCUGCUGGCUCGCAGAACAUUGAAACUCUCAUCAUUCUUCGAUUCCUAGCAGGCUGCUUCGGAUCUUCGCCUUUUGGUAAUGCAGGUGGCACCAUCGCCGAUAUGUUUCCUGCUUCUCAGCGUGGUAUUGCGGUGAGUCCUACUAUUGGCCCUAUCAUUGGAGGAUUCCUUGCCACUGGAGCUGGGUGGCGCUGGGUGGAAGGCUUCCUGGCUGCAUUUUCAGGUGUUCUCUGGCUAUGCAUGAUCUUCUUGCUGCCAGAGACCUAUGCUCCGGUUCUGCUGCGUCGCCGGGCUGCCAAGCUGUCUGAAUUGACCGGGAAAGUCUACCGCAGUAAGCUUGAUAUCGAGCGCGGCCCUGUUCCUCUGAGCAGGACUUUGAAGACGGCCCUUUCGCGACCCUGGAUCUUGCUGUUCCGCGAGCCUAUCGUCUUUCUGUUCUCCAUCUAUAUGUCGAUUAUCUACGGAACUCUCUAUAUGCUGUUCGCGGCCUACCCUAUCGUCUUCCAAGAGGUUCGGGGGUGGAGCGAGGGUGUGGGUGGUCUUGCGUUUUUGGGUAUCUUAGUCGGCAUGGUUCUCGCUGUGGCUUACACUUUCCCAGAGAACAUGCGCUACGCAAAGAAGUGCAGUGAGACCACUGACCGUCUUCCCCCGGAGAUUCGACUGCCUCCGAGUAUGAUUGGAGGUAUUGCUCUGCCCAUCGGCCUCUUCUGGUUUGCAUGGACAAACGCGCCGAGUAUCCAUUGGAUGGCAUCGAUUGCUGCGGGUGCUCCGUUCGGAUUCGGCAUGGUUCUCAUCUUCCUGAGUGUAUUCAACUAUCUCAUUGAUUCAUACACCAUCUACGCCGCCUCGGUAUUGGCAGCCAACUCUGCGCUCCGCUCCUUGUUUGGCAUGGCAUUCCCUCUCUUCACGACAUACAUGUACAGAAACCUAGGCAUUCACUGGGCGUCGUCCAUCCCAGCCUUCCUCUCGGUUCUCUGUGUGCCAUUGCCGUUUAUCUUCUACAAGUACGGCGCUCAAAUCCGCCAACGCUGCACCUAUGCGGCUGAGGCUGAUGCGUUCAUGCGUCGACUCGCUGAAAAGAACCAGGCCGAGAUCCGGAGGGAAGAGGUGGAGGAGAAGACCAUCAAUCAUGACGAGGUAGAUGAAAGCAGCGACAGCGAGACCUUAUCAACUGUGCCUUCGCGGGCAACUAUUGCACGCUUUGCUUCAAGAGCAUCUCGUCAGUCAGGAAAAUCGAUGCAUCGUAUUCCCACUGCAACUCAGUACGAGGAGAACCCAUAUGACCUGGAUUUAGUGAAUACUCGCCAGUCUGCUAUCAGUCGGAAGGAAUGA
Penicillium maclennaniae is the source of this 1782-nucleotide messenger RNA. RefSeq names its product MFS transporter. NCBI's taxonomy places the organism in Eukaryota, Fungi, Ascomycota, Eurotiomycetes, Eurotiales, Aspergillaceae. The coding region runs from base 1 to 1782 and encodes 593 amino acids. Gene Ontology annotation, biological process: xenobiotic detoxification by transmembrane export across the plasma membrane. The record is from RefSeq and is a predicted model, not a curated record. The transcript has 2 exons. Gene Ontology annotation, molecular function: fluconazole transmembrane transporter activity.